Molecule: messenger RNA, 4008 nt
Organism: Malus domestica (apple)
Lineage: Eukaryota; Viridiplantae; Streptophyta; Magnoliopsida; Rosales; Rosaceae
Molecular function (GO): calmodulin binding
Source: RefSeq, a predicted model, not a curated record
CAAAGCAGCCGACCCGCCACGAAAACCCAAAAGGCAAAAAAAAUGGCUUUUUGGGGUUUUUAUUUUCUUUAAUUUUUUUUUAUUUUUAAAUUUGCAACAAAAACAAACGCGCAUUCUUAUCCUCACAGAGCCAACGACGACGAAUAAAUCGCCACUUUUUGUAAGGGGUGACCAAUUUGUGCAGCUGCGUCCCCUUUUGGGGUCUUUUCUCCUCUCAUGGUCGAGAAGAAUAGGAAGAUGCACAAGAAAAGGUUUUGAAACAACGAGCUCAAUAAUCGAGACUAAUUCUCCUAGGAGACCAAUCAUGCAGAACAUCCUUGUGAAGUUUUGAGGCCUCAAGGUUCUCCCUACAUUAUAGGACAUCAGAUUCUUGGGUUGUCAGUUUGCUAUGUCGUCUUCUUCAUAAUGGAAGCAGAGAACAUCGGUAUCCCAGUGAUCCUACAAGGCCUGGACCUUCUUGGUGAAAAGGCCAGAAAGAAUUCGAUCCCACAGGAAGCGGAGUCCAAUGGUGGUGACGUUGGCAGUGAUAUCAGAAGGGAUUCCAUCGCGGAGAUCCCACCAGAAAUGGAUCCCAAGGGUGGUGAUGUCAGGGGUAACUCUGAUCCAGGGGUUUCACAGGACAUAGAGCCCAAUGCCGGGGAUAGCAGAAGGAGCUCUAUCGGAAAUGUUGAUCCUCCUCAUAUCAAAAGGAGCUCUAUCCCAGUGAUCCCACAGGAGAUGGAUCCCAAGGGUGGUGAUGUCGGAGGUAAUCCAGUCGUGGGGAUUCCACAGGACAUAGAGCUCGAUAGAGGUGACAUCAGAAGGAGCUCUAUCGGAAAUCUUGAUCCUCCUUCUACCGAGAGGAACUCUAUCCCAGUGGUCCUGCAGGACAUGGAUCUCAGUGAUGAUGAUAGGAACUUUAUUGCAGCUGUCCCCCAGGAUAUAGAACCCGAUGGCAGUGAUAUCAAACAGAAAUCUAUCCUAGCAAUCCCACACAAAAUGGAGCAUGAGGGUGGUGAUAUCAGAAGGAAGCCUAUCCCAGUGAGGCCACGGGAAAUAGAGUCUAAUGCCGGUGAUAUCAGAAGAAACUCCAUAGAGAAAGUAGAUCCUCCUGCUGAUAUCAAAAGGAACUCUAUCCCAGUGAUCCCACAGGAAAUGAAGCCUAAUGCUGGUGAUGUUAGAAGGAACUCUAUUGGAGUGAUCCCACAGGAAUUAGAGCACAGUGGUGGUGGUAUCAGAAGGAACUCUAUGCCAGAGGUCCCACAGAAAAUGGAACCAAAGGCUGGCGAUACCAGCAAGAACUCUGUUCUGUGGAUCCCACAUGAAGUGGAACCAAAGGGUGGUAGAUGGAUUCAGUCCCGAUAUCUUAGAGCUCCAAUAAGUUCCUGCCAUGAUUAUUGCAAAUAUGGAGUGAGAAAUGCCUCUGAAGAAAAUGCAACUGGCGCACUGCGAAAAUCAGCUACAGAGAGGAAACGGAUAUCCACAACCAGUCAAAACCCUUCUCCAGAUUCAGACACCCAGAAGCUUGACAAUUCUGUCGUCACAGAGAAAAAAGUAUUGUCAUUGACAAAGAAAGAAAUUGUUUCUGCAGAAAAUGUUCCAUCUUCUUCCAAGGACAUUGAUGUUUCUAUGGAAGAUUCCGCCGGUUUGAAGGUGAAACGUGUGCAAUCAGAGCCAUCUUCUCUCCCAGAAGCGGCCUUAAGCCUUAGAAAUUCCAAGGUGAUAUCCACAACUGGACCGAGGUCUGUUCCACAUUCCCCAACCCGGAAACUUAAUAAUUAUGUUGUCACGGAGAAAAAAGGUUCAUCGUCGACAAAAGAAACUUCUUCAAAGAAAGUUUCAUCUCCCAAGGAAAUAGCUGUUUGUAUGGAAGAGUUGAUUGAUUUGAAGAUGAAGGAUAAGCAAUUAGAUCAAUCUUCUCUCCCAGGAUCAGACCCAAGCUUGAGAAAUUCGAAGGUAACAUCAACAAUCAAUCCUCACCCUUCUCCAGAUUCUGAGUCCCAGAGUUCUACUGCCACGGAGAAAAGAGUUUCACCUCCCUAUAAGGAUAUAGAUGUUUCUGCUGAAGAUUCCACCGAUUCAAAGGUGAUAUCAACAGUCAGUCCUAAUCCUUCUCCAGAUUCUGAAGCACAGGAACUUAAUCAUUCUGGUGGCACGGAGAAAAGAGUUUUAUCAUCGAAAAGGAAAGAAAAUGUCUCUUCAAAAACAGUUUUGACUCCCAUUAAGGAGAUUGAUGUUUCUACGGAAGGUUCCGCUUGUUCAAAGGUGAAGCCUGAGCAACUAGAGCCAUCUUCUCGCACAGGACAAGGUUCAAGUAAUCAAGGAAAGAGUGGAACUAGAAAAGGCAAGGAAAUACAAGAAGGUUCGAGCAGUAGUGUAAAUAGAAAAAUCAGAAGCAAGCUGCAAAGGACUCCUGUAUUGGUUGAGAAAAAGAUGUUAGAGCCUGAAACUGUUUCUUUGACUUCCAAACACCCUGUCAAGAGAGUCUCCGAUGCAAAUGCUGGAAGAUCUAAGAACCUUAAAGUAUUGUCUCAUAUGAAAGAUCAAAAGUGUCCCCGAAAAGUUGAACCUGAGGGACCCUGCAAUAAGGAUGUUCCAGAAAAGAUUUUGUAUGUCGUCAAAUCUAAUACUGGGAAUAGUACUGUCAAACCAACUCCAAAUGGUGCUGAUGCCCCUGAGUUAUCAUCAUCAUCACAUCUAUCCUCUGAUGUCAAAAGCUCGAGGCAAGCAAGGAAGGGAGUUGGUACCACUCGAUCACAUACAUCCUCCAAGAAGAAAAACUUCAAACGCACUGUAAAUGGAGGUUAUGGUCGUUCAACUACUGCUCCACCCCCUGAAAACAAAGGUUUGAGGCGGAGUACUCGAAGACCUUUAUCUUCAUUGUCAUCGUCAUCAUCAUCAUCCAUGUCCGCAUCCCCAGGCCAGUCCACUCAUAAAAGAGAAAAUGGCGCCACCUCUCAAUGCGGAGCAAUGAAAACUGGUAAUCAAAGAGAAAAUUUGAAGGUGGAGAAGAGUACUAGGCCUAGAAAGUCUGAGACACAUCACCCUGAAAGUAAAAACAGCUCAGCCCGAAAGCUGACAUUUAAGAGAGGAAGGGUGCUUGACAUAAAGCCAGAGAUCAGUACUACAAGGAGACUCAAAUUCAGGCGAGUAAGAUUGGCAGGGGAGAUCCAAAAUGGUAAAGGUGGUGUCACAGGGGGGGAGCGCCGGGAGGAAAGAAGUUUGUGACAACCAUUCAGUUGGUGAUGUAUUAAAACAGUUAAGCCCCGGGAGGAAAGUAGCUGAUCACAGUCACUCAAAUGGUGCUUUCAUCAAAAGGCGAAGCCCCGGGACGAAAGAAGUUGAUGGCAGCCAGUCAAAUGGUAGUAAAUUCAAAAGUGAGAAAUUUGUUCUGAGAAGCUUCGAACGAGAUGUGGAAGGUUCACGAAGGAAGAGCUCGAGGAGGAAAACGGCUAGUGAUAGCGGGUUGAAUGGUAGUACUAGAACGGAACCUGAGAGGGUUGUGUUGAGACAUCAAGAUGUGAAAGGAAGGAAGGAUGUGCAGAAGUUGUUAAAUAAUGUGAUCGAAGAGACUGCCAGUAGGCUUGUUGUGUCCAGGAAGAGUAAAGUCAAGGCCUUGGUUGGUGCUUUUGAGACCGUGAUUUCGCGUCAGGAUACCAAAUCCAUGGCUUCGGAAACAGACACGGAAGAUGCAGUCUGAUAUACCAAAUACAUAUAUAUAGCUAUGAUUUCUGUACAUAUUUGAAAAGAAACAUACAAAAAACGAAAGAAAAAAAAACAUGAAUGCAGUUGAUUGGAGGUUGCGUGGGAUUGAAGUUGUGCGAGUUUGUGAAGUUGCGGAGGCAUAAAUGAAGAGAACCGAAUCAAGGUGAGAAGGCUCCCUGAGAAUGUGAAACAUUUUUCUUGUGUGUACUGCUUUACCGAUUGAUUUGCUGAAGGAGUUGUGUAUUAUUGCUAUUAUUUUUCUGUUGUACAUUUCUGCCCCGUGCGUGUUGGUGAUUUAUUAGUUACUGCUUAUCGAAAAUUACA